AUGGCCUCUCAAUCUCAAACUAUGUCAAUUCCAAAUGACAAUGCACGUCCAGCUCGCCGUCCUCGGCCUCCAAGACCCAAUUACAGACAAAUCCAUCGUUUCCCUCUCCCCAUUAGUGUCCAUCCUCUUCCCCCCCUCAUUCCUCAUAACCCUCUUUCCAUUGUCACUAUUGUUCUCUCGUAUUUGACCUACUUCAUCUCCCCUGCCCAACAAGAUGUCUAUUCUGCCUACUUUGACUCAGCUACUUCCUCGGUUCAUGUCACUGAUGAGAAGACCAUGCGAGCGUUGUGGGAGAUGGGCUUCUUUGGUAAAGGAAGUUUGAGUAGAAGUGAGCCCAGCUGGCUAGAGCGGGAAAAGAAGAGGAGGGGAUUGCUGGGUGGUAAAACAAGUGAAGAGCACACGUCGCAGAGAAGAACCGAGCGGCGUGAGCUGAAGCUCGAGAGAGCUAGGAUGGAGAAGAAGGCUAUCGAGGAGAGACUGAAGGCGGAGGCUGCGGCUCGGGAAUCUGGUGCCACACCAGCCGAUCCAAACUCCGUGCCAGAUGGUGCUACUAACGGCACGGCUACAGAGAAGUUUUCCUUAAAGAAGGCUAGGGAAGCCAGACAGCUGGAGUCCCAACGCUCGGUAGAACAAGAUGCGGAGAAAGACGCACUCGAUGCCUCGCCUGGUAGAAGAAAGUCCAUUGGCAAAACCGUACGAUUUUCCCCUGUUGUUCAGGAGAAGCAGUUCCUCGCCGAUUCGUCCGUGUUACAUCUACCAGAAGUGGUCGUGGACGAACCCAAAGCCGAGGAGGAGCUUUCCUUGAAAAAUGAAGAGCACCUUCAACUAUCAAAUGAAGAAGCCUUUUUCCUCGUGUAUGGGCUCGGUGCCCUGCAAGUCUUUGACCACCAACAAAAUGCCGUAAUUCCUGCUACAUCUCUUCUUUCACUCCUUCGCCGGCAUUCAUACCACCCGCCUCGAGAAACCUCGUCGGGCUUGGAGCCCGAUGAUACGUUCAUUACCUCCUACGUCGUAUACCACCACUUCCGAUCUCUCGGAUGGAUCGUGCGCUCCGGUGUGAAAUUCGGAGUUGACCAUCUUCUUUACAACCGCGGACCGGUGUUUUCUCACGCUGAGUUUGCUACCGUGGUUAUCCCUUCGUACGACCACCCUUACUGGUCUGAAACCGAAGAGAGGCGAGAGCGCGCCGCCAGCAAGCAGGCACGCAGCUGGUGGUGGCUUCACUGCGUCAACCGAGUACAGGCGCAGGUGAAGAAGAGCUUGGUGGUGUGUUAUGUCGAAAUACCACCACCCUCUUCGACAGAGGAAGACAUCGGAGCUCUUCUCUCGCGGUAUCGUGUUCGGGAAAUGGUCAUCAAACGAUGGGUUCCCAAUCGGAGUCGGGACUGA
Molecule: messenger RNA, 1389 nt
Organism: Aspergillus wentii DTO 134E9
Lineage: Eukaryota; Fungi; Ascomycota; Eurotiomycetes; Eurotiales; Aspergillaceae
Gene: sen2
Product: tRNA splicing endonuclease subunit SEN2
Exons: 2
Coding region: 1-1389 (462 amino acids)
Biological process (GO): tRNA-type intron splice site recognition and cleavage; tRNA splicing, via endonucleolytic cleavage and ligation
Cellular component (GO): tRNA-intron endonuclease complex
Molecular function (GO): tRNA-intron lyase activity; nucleic acid binding
Source: RefSeq, a predicted model, not a curated record